Messenger RNA from Cimex lectularius (bed bug), 2209 nucleotides. Its product is annotated as igLON family member 5-like. The record is from RefSeq and is a predicted model, not a curated record. The coding region runs from base 135 to 1202 and encodes 355 amino acids. Gene Ontology annotation, cellular component: neuron projection membrane. The transcript has 10 exons. Lineage: Eukaryota; Metazoa; Arthropoda; Insecta; Hemiptera; Cimicidae. Gene Ontology annotation, biological process: synapse organization.
CGAACCCUUUACGAACGGAUGUCUCUUCGAUUCAGCACGUCUCAUGGAUGUCCUGGCUAACACGAUUCACCGAAAAGACACAGAAAAGGACACAAAGGAAAUAAAGAGACGAAGCUAUACCGGUUGAGUCUAUCAUGUACUACAGGCGGUUACUUCUUGUUGCCGUAUCCGUCAGCCUGUUAUCAACCCUUUAUGGCCAAAUUCCAAACUUUGAUGAUGAGAACGACUCGAUCUUAAACAAUACGAUUUGGGAUCUGCUAAGGCCACAUAACAAUCCUUACCUUCAAGAGCUGAGCGGCCACUGGUCCUUCAACGACACGGUCGAUAUAAGCAAAUAUGAAGAAUUUGACCAUACCAGGUUCGAAGGAAUGAGAGAGCCGUCGUACGAAGAGUUGAUGGCGAAGGUGAAAGAGAGAGCGAAGACGAAGGUGCACCAGACGCCAAAUGUAGUGCAGCCGACAGCCCCUCCGGAAGACUUACCCGUUUUCGAUUCAACCCUUGAGACCAACGUGACUGCCCAAAAGGGUGGAACAGCUUACCUCCAUUGCCGGGUUCACAACCUCAAUAACAGUAAGGUCACAUGGAUUAGAAAAAGAGACUGGCACAUCCUCACAUCGGCAAAGCUCACCUACACCACAGACGAACGUUUUAUGGCCCUGCACGCAGACGGCUCCGACGACUGGACACUGCAGAUCAAGUUCGUCCAGAAUAAAGACGUCGGUGUCUACGGUUGCCAGGUUAUGACCGCGUUCGGAAAAAUCGAGCGUGACUUCAACUUGGUCGUUGUAGUGCCGACUGCUUACAUCUUGGGUACUGGCGAAUAUCAUAUUGGCCAAGGGAGCACAAUCAGCCUGGUCUGCGUAAUUGAAAACAGCCCUUUACCGCCCCAAUAUGUCAUGUGGUUCCACAACGAGAAGAUGGUCAAUUACGAAGAUGGAACGCAGACGAAGAGCAGGGUACAGGUGAUGACUGACGUCGGCACAGAAAAGACCCACAGCAGACUGGUCAUCACAGAAGCGACCUCAUCCCAUUCUGGCAACUAUACGUGCAGAGCGAGCAACACAGAGCCCGACUCUGUAUAUGUUUUCGUUUCAACAGAUGGAGACAAUAUCGCAGCUAUUCAAAGACAGGACGCAUCGGAAGGCCUGAUGCCGAGUACAAUCCUACUGAUCACCUUUGUCAGCCUUUCUUUAACUCUAUGAUAUAAUGUUCCAGAAAGAAGGUUUUUCAUCAACUCUAACUUUUAGAUGUAAUUGUAUAAUUUAAAAACCUAAAACAAUGGUUUGUUUAAGUGCCUUAUAUUUUUAGCAGUAGUGACUGAAUCUAAUGGAUAAAGUUAUAAAUCAACUAUGUACAUAUUUACAUACUAAAUGUUUAUAAAGCCAACAUCUUUUUUUUAUGUAAAACAAGAUGCAAAGUUUGAUUCGUUUAUUGCUUCAACCUUGUAAUUAGCAUUUAUGUAUAUCACAUGAAAGACGAUAUAUGCAUAAGCAAAUAUAUUUAGAAGUUUUUUCUACUGUUGUUUUUCCCAAGGCAAAGAAGAUGAAGAAAAGUUGAUUAAUAAGCAAUGAGCUUUUUAAAAUUCUGAGAAUCAAAUUUUUGUUAUUUUAAAAGCUAAUUGUACAAAAGCCAUUAGAAAAAUAUCCUGCAAAAAAGAAGGCGUUGGCUAAUUUGGCUGUAUUUUAGCAUUAGAAUUCACCUCUAAAAAUUAUUAGACAUGAGAUCAAGACAAAAUAUAUUUAUUAAGAUAAAAAGUAGAAUAUUUUACAAUUAUUUUUCAGAAACGAAUUUACUAAUUUUUAGAUUUUUUCCGAAUAUAUUUGUUCCAAUAUCUGUUUCUAUUAAAAUCCUAAAAUAUUUACAAUUUUUACUUCAUAAUGCUAGCAUUUGUGUGUUUGUGGUGCAACAAAAUAAUCUGUAAAUAUGUACUGUAUUUUUCUGUCCGACUGAGUGUGAAUGUGCUCCCUUUAAACAGAAGAAACCCCUGCAUUAUUUUUUGCUUGGCAAAUGUUAUUGUUAAAAAAAAGUUCUGAGUGACUGAUAAGUAUAUAUUUUAAAAUUUAAAUGUAUAAAAAGUAGAGAAAGAACAUCUUAUCAUGGGAUCAUGAAAACUUUUUAAAUGUGCAUUUUAUAUGUUAUGUCGUAAGUAUUGUAAAUAUUAUGUAUAAGUUGGUUUUUAUUUGUGAUUUAUUGCUCAUCCAAACUGAAA